CCUGCCCCCACCCCGUGCCUGGAAUCUGCCCUGCCCAAGGCCAGACACGCCCCCAGGCAUCAUUUCCUCCCUGGCUUGGCCCCAAGUCACAGCUCCAGCCGGUUCUCAGCCAGGCCAGGCCCAGCCCAGCCCAGCUCCCCACACUCACCCGGAGAGAGCAGAAGGAUGUCCGAGGACAUGGGGAUGGUGGAUGGAGGCAAGAUGGCCCCCGGAGCCCCCCAGAAGACCCACAUCGAUGUCCACCUUCACCAGGAGUCAGCCCUGGCCAAGAUCCUGGAGUGUGGCUGGGGGCUGCUGCGGCCGGCCAAGGCCACCCCUGCAUCCAGGACUCGGGACCAGAGGCUGCUGGUGGUCUCCUGGGUGCUGCAGAUAGUGCUGGGGGUCCUGAGUGUGGUGUUGGGGGGAUUCCUGUAUCUCCACAGCUUCACCCUGCUGCGCUACACGGGAGCUGCCCUCUGGACCGGGAUCCUGGCCCUGCUGACUGGCGUGGUUACCUUCAUCCAUGACAAGAGGAGAGGAACCUGCUGGUGCCUCCUGAGGGCCCUGCUGGCCCUGACCACCUUCUCCAUGGCCAUCGCCGCCAUCACCAUCGGGGCUGACACUUUCCAAGACUUCCGCUACAGGUUCUAUGACACUUCCGUCUGCGACAUCAGCUCCAACUCAGACUCCAGGAGCUACUGGAACACAGACGCUCCCAGAACACCCAGCCCAGAACAGCAGCUCAGGCAGCAGCUCUGUCUGACCUACAUGUACUGGCUGAAGGCCCUGAUUAUGAGCAUCCAGUCUCUGCUGCUGAGUGUGUGGGUCCUGCUUCUCCUGGCCACCAUGACCCCCCUGGGUCUGUACUGCUGGGGAAAGUUCCGGCCAAAGGAGAAAACAGACCAGCAGACACCACUCCACGUAAGCGGAAUCUAGCCCAGCCUGAAAAGAAGACACAGACCUGGGAGGAGAGCCACUCCAGAGUCCCAGCAUCCAUCCCGCAGCCCUCAGCAGCAGCCCUCAGCACCAGCCGUCCUGCAGGCCUCACCCAAGGCUCACUCACCUUCGACACCCCCAAGCCUCAGCCUCCCUUCCUCCCAGGCCACCUGAACCCCCAGCACUGACAACAAUAAAUGCUCUUUGUAAGGCU
Molecule: messenger RNA, 1129 nt
Organism: Erinaceus europaeus (western European hedgehog)
Lineage: Eukaryota; Metazoa; Chordata; Mammalia; Eulipotyphla; Erinaceidae
Gene: TMEM176A
Product: transmembrane protein 176A
Exons: 7
Coding region: 166-915 (249 amino acids)
Cellular component (GO): membrane
Source: RefSeq, a predicted model, not a curated record